Molecule: messenger RNA, 684 nt
Organism: Eptesicus fuscus (big brown bat)
Lineage: Eukaryota; Metazoa; Chordata; Mammalia; Chiroptera; Vespertilionidae
Gene: LIF
Product: LIF interleukin 6 family cytokine
Exons: 3
Coding region: 44-652 (202 amino acids)
Biological process (GO): immune response
Cellular component (GO): extracellular region
Molecular function (GO): leukemia inhibitory factor receptor binding; cytokine activity
Source: RefSeq, a predicted model, not a curated record
GCAUCUGAGGUCUCCUCCGAGGCCCGCUGGAGCGCAGCCCAUAAUGAAGGUCUUGGCAGCAGGAGUCGUGCCCCUGCUGCUGGUUCUGCACUGGAAACACGGGGCGGGGAGCCCCCUCCCCAUCACCCCCGUCAAUGCCACCUGUGUCACCCGCCACCCAUGUCACAGCAACCUCAUGAACCAGAUCAGGAACCAACUGGUGCAACUCAACAGCAGUGCCAACGCCCUCUUCAUUCUCUAUUACACGGCCCAGGGCGAGCCGUUCCCCAACAACCUGGACAAGCUGUGCAGCCCCAACGUGACGGACUUCCCCCCGUUCCACGCCAACGGCACGGAGAAGGCCCGGCUGGUGGAGCUGUACCGCGUCAUCGCCUACCUGGGCGCCGCCCUGGGCAACAUCACGCGGGACCAGAGGACCCUCAACCCCACGGCCGCCGGCCUCCACGGCAAGCUGAACGCCACGGCGGACACGCUGCGCGGGCUGCUGAGCAACGUGCACUGUCGCCUCUGCAGCAAGUACCACGUGGGCCACGUGGAGGUGGCCUACGGCCCGGACACGGCGGACAAGGACGUCUUCCAGAAGAAGAAGCUGGGCUGCCAGCUGCUGGGGAAGUACAGGCAGGUCAUCGCCCUGCUGGCCCAGGCCUUCUAGCCGGGGGCCGCGGCCUUCCCCUCGGGGGGCUC